ACCAUGCAUGGAUCGCAAGUUGUAAUACUGCUUUCACUUUGAGUUGAAUAGGGGUGUAUUGCUAGUUUCUUGGGGUUGAAAAAUUGUGAGAAGACAAGGAUCAUGGCUGGUAGGAAAAAGGUUCAAUCAGCAUACUAGCUUUACAUCCACAAAGGUCUGAGGGUAAAAAGAGCAGCUAGCUUUUGCUCCCUUGUGACUGAAUUAUGAACUACGGCACACCUUGUCUCCAGUCCCACCAAAUUAUGGAUGUAUAACCAAUCAUGAAUGCAUCCCGGAUCCUUUUUCUUGAUGGAAAUUACUGGCUAGCCCUUCGUGGAGUCGAUGUGGGCUGUUCUGACUGGGUCGAGAGAGCAUUCGUCCGCAGCAUAUAACUCUCUUCCAGUGCAUAAUGCUGAACUUGGACAAGCAACUAGCAAUGGCGUUGUAGGCACUACUUUCCAACCAUGAGUCAAGAAAAAAAUCUUCAUCUUUCACUAGUCCUUCUCAAGACAAGUGAUCUUAUCCAUCUGGAGUGACGCUUUGCUUUGUAGUUUUUCAGGAAAUGUAAAACCUAAACUGGAGAGGAUGAAAAACAUGAAAGGAAGAAUCCUUAGGAAGCUGAAAGAAUCCAUUCACACGCCUACUUGGAGGUCAGGCUUAGUUUUUCAGACAAACACCCCACCUCAAGCCUUUCAGACCUCAGAUAUCAGCAAACAACAUAAGAACCAAGCCGAAACUAUAUUGGAUGUCCAAGAAGAGAAGUUGGCUUUGGUGCAUAAUGCAGACAGUGAAGAAAAGCUUGUACCCUCCAUAAGAUCGAAAGAGGAGUGCUUACACGCCUGUGAGUCGAAGCCUGAUGAAAUUGGUGCUAUUUCUGAUAUUUCGUUGGAGAUUUCUGCAUCAGCUUGUCUUUCAUCGGUAGUAGAAAUGGAGAGCACUUCUGACUCCAUCCCACCACCUCACGUCAAGCUGGGAGCAACGGGCGAUCACAUAAAUUGCGACAGAAUAGACUGUAAAGAUAAGCUCCCGAUGAUAUAUGAUUUCGAAGACAGGUGUCCUCCAGGAGGAAAAGACUCCCUCGUACUAUACACCACGAGCCUAAGGGGAAUCAGGAAAACGUUCGAGGACUGUAACACAAUCCGGUUUCUGCUGGAAAGUUUUCGGGUGGUGUACUCAGAGAGAGAUGUAUCCAUGCACUUGGAGUACAGAGAUGAGCUCUGGAGAAUCCUAGGCGGCAGAGUGGUCCCUCCGAGGCUGUUUAUAAAGGGCAGAUACAUUGGAGGAGCCGAUGAAGUGGUGGGCUUGCAUGAAAACGGGAUGCUGCAAGAUCUCUUACAAGGGAUACCCUUAAGUCCAUCAAAUACUUGUAGAGGAUGUGCAGGAAUGAGAUUUGUCCUAUGUUUCAGCUGUAACGGUAGCCGGAAAGUGAUGGCUGAAGGGGAAAACAGAGGAGGGAUAUCCAUAAGAUGCCCUGAUUGCAAUGAAAAUGGACUGAUUAAGUGCUCAGUUUGUAGCUAGAAAUUAGAAUUAAUUUUUCCAGCUUUUUUGCUUUCUUGAAUCUUGUAAAUUGGUUUUUAAUGUCUCUGUGGUAGCUAGCUCUCCAGGUUUAGUUCUCUUUAAAUGACCAAAAUCCAGGUUCAUGUGCUCCAAUCAUGAGUACUCGCAUUAACUAGUUCCCAGCCUGGUUUCCAUUUUCAAGAAUCAGAUUUUCCUGAAGACAUGAUGGAAAAUCAGCCUAACCUUUCUGUAGAAGUUGAUAAUUGUAAGAUGAAGAAAAAUUCAGGCUCCCUA
This is a messenger RNA of Sesamum indicum (sesame), 1770 nucleotides long. RefSeq lists its product as uncharacterized. Lineage: Eukaryota; Viridiplantae; Streptophyta; Magnoliopsida; Lamiales; Pedaliaceae. The record is from RefSeq and is a predicted model, not a curated record.